Messenger RNA from Xiphophorus couchianus (Monterrey platyfish), 1323 nucleotides. RefSeq names its product dermatopontin (gene dpt). Gene Ontology annotation, cellular component: extracellular matrix. Gene Ontology annotation, biological process: collagen fibril organization. The transcript has 4 exons. Lineage: Eukaryota; Metazoa; Chordata; Actinopteri; Cyprinodontiformes; Poeciliidae. Bases 115 to 690 code for a protein of 191 amino acids. The record is from RefSeq and is a predicted model, not a curated record.
CAGCAAAUUACACAUCCCUCCUGGAUACGAAACAUCUGGACAACUGAAGGGCUCAGAGGAGCUUAAAGUGAGACAGCUGUGAGACAGUACAGCAGACAGACUCUGGUCGUCGACAUGAAUCCUGCUCUGCUGGCGUCUGUCUUGUCUUUGCUGGCCACAGUGGCAGCUCAGCCAUAUGACCACUAUGACAUGGGCUGGGUGAAUGGCUACCGCCAGGGCUUCAACUUCCAGUGCCCCCAUGGAGAGCUCCUGGUUGCCAUCAGGAGCUACUUCAGUGAGAAGGAAGGCUCGGACCGACUGUGGUCUUUUGAGUGCCAGCCUGUACCUGAGAAUCUGGGUGAGCCAAGCGACUGCUGGUGGGACGACAUCAACCGAGCCGGAUUGGAGUGGACAUCCACCUGUACCCGGAAUGGCCUGGUGGCGGGCGUUCAAAGCAAGUACUUUGAAUCCACCCUCGACCGCGAAUGGCAGUUCUACUGCUGCUACUACAAACGCCGCUGUCCGUACUCCUGCAUGAAGACCACCGACGUUCCUGAAUACUACAGAGAGGAGGGAGAGAUGGUCAUCCCUGCUUAUGGCUACUUCAUCCGAGGGGCCCAGACCACAUUCAGCGGAGUGCUCAGAGAUCGGCAGUGGAAGUACAUCUUGUGCAGACUGACGGACUUUGACUGUGAAUUUGAGAAUUUAUAGUCCUUGUAAGGAGGGUCUUAUUUACACACAAACAUGUGAAAACAUAUAACCACUAGUUAUUCAGUCAUACCACAGUAACCACAAAUCAUAAAAGUAUUAAAGCUCUUGUUUAUGUCUUUUCAUUUAAUAAAUAGACCAACUUAAGGAAUGUUGUCUUGUAACCACUCUUCUUUUUUUUGUAUUGCUUUAGCAUUAAGAACUGAUACAUGAUGACACAAAAUGAUACACAGUGAAAUAAGCAUCUGCACAGCCGUGGAGUCAAGAGAGGAUGUGAGCUCCACAGCUUUUCACCUGGGGAGGACUGUUAACAGCAUGUUUUGCAAGCGUUUCCCAGACCGUAAAAUGUUUAUAGCAUUUUGGACAAAAAAAAAAAAAAAGGCUCUCUUCUACAAUUUCCCAGCAAGAGAAACAAAAGUGCUCAGUGAGCUGUGUGAUUAAGGAUAUUCUUUGGAUGGAAAAAUUGGAGCUAUAGUUUAGGGUAAUGAGGAGGAACCAGGCAUUAUGAGUGUUGCAGCCAACUGUGUCGCACCUACUUUGAAUGGAUGCCAAACCGUUUCUUCGUGUAUAACAUGUUAUGUUUGCCAUUUUUAUCUGUGUGAAAAAAAAUGGAAUAAAAAAAUAUUUAUUGUUAAA